Messenger RNA from Cyanistes caeruleus (blue tit), 2660 nucleotides. RefSeq names its product arrestin domain containing 2 (gene ARRDC2). The record is from RefSeq and is a predicted model, not a curated record. Gene Ontology annotation, cellular component: cytoplasm; plasma membrane. Lineage: Eukaryota; Metazoa; Chordata; Aves; Passeriformes; Paridae. Gene Ontology annotation, biological process: protein transport.
GUCACCACGGCCCCGUUCCGGGCACAUCGUCAGCCUCACACACAUGAGGUCAAUGCUAAAGCAUCGCUGCAAAACAAGGGCUCAGGCCAACCCUGGGGAAGGCCUGCAGGGUGGGGCCAGCUAGGAGCCAGGAUAAAUUCAGGGAUUUUGGUGUAGUCUUUGCUCUUCCUCCUUUCCCUGGAAAGCUGCAGGGGAGCUCCUGGAGCUCCUGUGGCCAUGCAGCUGCCGGGGCGGGUGCAGAGGCUGGUGGUGAGGCUGGAGCACGGCCUGGCCCACGGCAGCGGGGAGCUGCUGCACGGGUGGGUGCAGCUGGAGCUGCGCGGGGCGCUGCGGGUGCGGGCGCUGGAGGUGUGUGCCCGGGGCCUGGCCACCGUGCACUGGCUGGAGAGCCGCAGCAUCGGCCUCAACGUCGUCUACCGGGACUACACGGCCUACCAGACCUUCCUGUACCGCCGCCGCCAGCUCAUCCCCGACAAUGGUGAAGCCACUGUCCUGCAGGCAGGAAGGCACGAGUUCCCCUUCACCUUCCAGCUCCCCGAGACCCUGGCCACCUCCUUUGAGGGGAAGCAUGGUAGUGUGCGCUACUGGGUGAAGGCCAAGCUGCACAGACCCUGGUCAACAGUGAAGAAGGCAAAGAAGGAGUUCACUGUGAUUGAACCCAUCGACAUAAACACCCCUGCACUGCUGGCUCCCCAGGCAGGUGCUAAGGAGAAACUUGCACGUGCCUGGUACUGCAACCGUGGCCAAGUGUCUGUGACUGCCAAGAUUGACCGAAAAGGCUACACCCCAGGUGAGGUCAUCCCCAUCUUUGCUGAGAUCGACAACUGCACGAGCCGUGCCGUGGUGCCCAAGGCAGCCAUAAUCCAGACCCAGACUUUCAUUGCCCGGGGCACCAAGAAGCAGAAGAAGUCGGUGGUGACCAGCAUCACCGGGGACCCCAUCCCGGCCGGGAAGCGCGAGGUGUGGCACGGCCGGGCGCUGAAGAUCCCGCCCGUGGGGCCGUCCAUCCUGCAGUGCCGCAUCAUCCAGGUGGAAUACUCCCUGAAGGUUUGCGUGGAUAUUCCUGGGACGUCCAAGCUGCUCCUUGAAUUGCCUCUUGUCAUCGGGACCAUCCCGCUGCAUCCCUUCGGGAGCCGCACCUCCAGUGUCAGCAGCCAGUACAGCGUCAACCUGGACUGGCUCAGCACCAUCCCGGAGCAGCUGGAGGCCCCCCCUGAGUACUCAGCAGUCGUGUCCAGCCCAGAGGCUGAGCAGGGCCUGGCUCCUCCGUGCCGCAGCGAACUCGGGGACAUCCUGGAGGGUCCCUUCUUCGCCUACAUCCAGGAAUUCCGCUUCCGACCACCUCCACUGUAUUCAGAGGUGGAUCCAAACCCCGCAUCGGAGAGCAUCCGCCCGCGCUGCAUGACCUGCUGAGAGAAGCGCAUCGGCUGCGUGUGACAGCGUGACGAUCCCUGGGGAUGGCAGCUUGCACCCUCACAGCACUUGGGUCUGGAAAUGGGGACAUGAGACCCCAACUCCACUCACCACCCUCACCACUCCUGUUGUGACUGUCCCUCGGGUGCCGUGGCAGGGUUGGAGAACACGAGGGGCUGGCGGUGUGGAGCGGCUCCGUGUGUGGCUGGGCAGGACACGUGGGGUUCAGAACUGCCCUGGGAUUUUGGGGUUGGAACAGGGAAUACGAGCUGAGAUUGCUCUCUCCUUGCCUGCAGUGCCGUACUCCAAAAACUUCUGUCAGCUCCUGGCUUGGAAAACAGGAGCUUGAAGGCAUUUCUCAGGAUUACUGGAGAAUGUUUGGAUGGUGCUCAGGGUUGGGCCCUGGGGCAUGCAGGUGCAGCCCUUUGCCUGUGGCUCACCAGGACUGCAGGUCCCCAAGGCAGUGAAAGGUCCUUUUCUGGCUGGAUGAAGCAGAGGGCUCAGCCACUGCUGAUAAUCUUUGCCACAAGCCUGUGGGUACCUGUGGGGGGAAUGGUUUGAGCCACUUAACCAAACUCUAAAGGCCUCCAAGGGCUGAUACAAGGAUUUGAGGGAUGAAUUUAUGAUCUGUGGCAGUGUUUUGGUGCCAUUUACUGAGAACAGGAAAGCUGGUUCAUGAGUGUCAGCACCAAACCUGCACAGUGUGCUGGUGCCUCCCUCCAAGAUGGGGCUGAAACCAGCCCCCAAACUGUGGUACCAGCACGGGGGGUUGGAGCUGUGGCUGGUGGCCAAGGAGAGAGGGAAACCCAGUCUAAGGCUGAUGGCAGCUACAUGGGAGAUGAGGAGUUGGGAUGAAUCUGUCAGGGCUGGGAGUCCUUGAUGCUGUACCCCUAGAGGAGUCAGGGCCCUGGUGGGGUGAGGACCCAGCAGCAACCUGUGCUCAUUGGGGUGGGAAGUGGUAUGGGAAGGGCGAGCUGGAUGUUGUAGUGAGGAGCCAGGGGCUGACCCCGCUCGCUGCAGGGGGACCUGAGCAGAGUUUGGGGGCCGAGGACCUUUGCAUUCCCUCACUGAGACAAUCCCUGGCCGUGUACAGCCAAAGCCAGCGUGCCUUGGGCUCUGUGCUGGGGUUGCUCAGAUGAGUCUUUUCUAUCUGUGAACACUUUUGUAAUGACCACUCUUUGUCUCUACUCUUUUUGUAUGACUUUUUGGUGGAGAAUAUUUUGUCUGAAAUAAAUUCUUUAAACCAA